CCAGCCAAACAACGAGUCUGGGCACGUUAGCCCCAAACUAGUGAUAAAUUUGAUCAUCAGUUCACGAAACCCACCCGCUAGUCCGAUCUGAUAUCGCGCUACAUAUCAUAUUGGGUCACGCACAUAACAUGGCUUUCGCGGCGGGUCUUAUGGUCGGCGCGGGGCGUCGCAUUUUCGCGACCACGCUGUCAACGCUGCAGGCGCAAGCUUCGUCGGCAAGCCGGCCAUUGGCGUCGGAGAACAACGUCUUUAACGUUGUGCGGCGAGCAUUCUGCUACGAUAUCAACUCGCGCACGAAACCCCACCUGAACGUGGGCACCAUCGGGCACGUCGACCACGGAAAGACGACCCUGACCGCUGCCAUCACCAAGGUGCUGGCAGAGACGGGCGGCUCCACAAAGGUUGUGGCGUACGACCAGAUCGACAAGGCGCCCGAGGAGAAGGCGCGCGGCAUCACCAUCAACGCCACGCAUGUGGAGUACCAGACGGAGAAGCGGCACUACGCGCACGUGGACUGCCCCGGACACGCCGACUACGUAAAGAACAUGAUCACCGGCGCGGCGCAGAUGGAUGGCGCCAUCCUGGUGGUGAGCGCCGCCGACGGCCCCAUGCCGCAGACCCGCGAGCACAUCCUGCUGGCCAAGCAGGUGGGCGUGCCCCGCAUUGUGGUGUUCCUCAACAAGUGCGACGUGGUGGAGGACAAGGAGCUGCAGGAGCUGGUGGAGAUGGAGGUGCGCGAGCUGCUCAGCUUCUACAAGUUCCCCGGCGACGAGAUCCCCGUGGUGCGCGGCUCGGCUCUGGCCGCCAUCAAGGGCGAGAAGGACGACACCGUGGGCAAGGCCUCCAUCCUCAAGCUCAUGCAGGCCGUGGAUGACUACGUGCUGGUCCCGGAGCGCGCCACCGACAAGCCCUUCCAGAUGCCCAUCGAGGACGUCUUCUCCAUCGCCGGCCGCGGCACCGUGGUCACCGGCCGCAUCGAGCAGGGCAUCAUCAAGGCGGGCGAGGACAUUGAGAUUGUGGGUCUGAAGGACACCAUCAAGAGCACCGUGACGGGCGUGGAGAUGUUCAAGAAGAGCCUGGGCCAGGGCCAGGCGGGCGACAACGUGGGGCUGCUGGUGCGCGGCAUCAAGCGCGAGGACGUGUCGCGCGGCCAGGUCAUGGCCAAGCCCGGCAGCAUCAAGACAUACAAGCAAUUCGAGGCUGAGGUGUACGCGCUGACCAAGGAGGAGGGCGGCCGCCACACGCCCUUCACCACCAAGUACAAGCCGCAGUUCUUCAUCCGCACCGCCGACGUGGCCGGGCAAAUCACGCUGCCGGAGGGCACCACCAUGGUCAUGCCCGGCGACAACUUCCGCGCAACCAUCGACCUGUCCGCACCCGUGGCGCUGGAGGUCGGCCUCCGGUUCGCCAUCCGCGACUCCAGCAAGACCGUGGGCGCGGGCGUGGUGACAAAGUGUGUUGCGUGAAGCGUGUGAGCGUGUUGACGGGGGAGACGGAGGUCGACUGGCGCCGGCUAAUGGCCGGUGUGUGGCAACAUGUGGGGCAGGCGCUGCUGAAGAGCCUGGAAGAGGAGGGGGCGCGGGCCCUGAGCUCGCGUGUGCGGCAAGAGCUGAACUGGUGUGGCACAAGUGCACGACCAUGCAGCAAAAUUCUGGUGCCUGUUGCGCGUUUUGACCAGUGCGAGGAAAAGCGGGCUACAGCCCGAUUCUGGACUCGGCUUGCACGCGUUGCGGUCGGGCUUUGCUAGGCCACGUAAGGUCAUUGUGCUCAUGGUGCUUUUGUUGUUUGUAUGUACCAUUUGGGCGGGGCGAAUGUGGAGUUCUGGGGGUUUCUGACCUGGCUUCAAUUGCGCAAAAGUUCCAUCUUGGCUUCAUACUACGUGUCUUUCUGGCUUUAGAAUCUUCAUUCACUAUUGCCCUGUAGUACAUUUCC
Molecule: messenger RNA, 1932 nt
Organism: Chlamydomonas reinhardtii
Lineage: Eukaryota; Viridiplantae; Chlorophyta; Chlorophyceae; Chlamydomonadales; Chlamydomonadaceae
Exons: 14
Coding region: 129-1466 (445 amino acids)
Biological process (GO): mitochondrial translational elongation
Cellular component (GO): mitochondrion
Molecular function (GO): GTPase activity; translation elongation factor activity; GTP binding
Source: RefSeq, a predicted model, not a curated record